AUGGUCAUCGCCGCGAACUCGAGUCCCGUCACGUUCGCGCUCUCGAACGCUUCCGCGUACGAUUCGAACGCGCGCACGUCCGACGCGCGAUGGGCGGUCCCUCGCUCGCGCGCGAACUCGCGACCGAGGACGCGGACGCACUUGCUCACGUCGCACGCGCGCCAACGCUCGAGCGGCGCGGACGGGAGCGCCGCGCGAAGCGCGGGCGUCAGCGGCGUCCCUCGGCUCGACGCGCCGCUCGGCGUCGUCGCGAGCCCCGCGAUCGACGGCGUCGGCGUCGUCGUCGUCGUCGUCCCCGCGCGCGUCGCGCUCGGACCGAGACGCGACCGCCGCCGCGCCGUCCUCGGCGUCGUCGCGGCGCGCGCGUCCGAGCUCGACGUAGGCGUGCGAUCGCCCGCGCGAGACGGGCUGAACAUGACGUGCGCGGCCCGGGCGUGCGGUGCGCGCGCGCGGGGGAGUGCGCGCGUCCCCGGGGACGCCGACAUCGCUGGUUCCCCCACAGCAGCGCUCCAGUCCGUGGGCCCGGUCGAUCCGAUCGAGGAAACCGAGCGACGCGACGGAUCUUUCGUUCGCGCACUUCGACACGCGCGUCGCACGCGAGGCGUCAUGUCGACCGAGACCGAGAGCGGGUACCGGCUGCUGCAGGCGCAGCGCGCGCGAAGGGCCGCGGAGGAUGACGCGCAGCGCCUCGCCGUGCGCCUCGCGCAGCUCGAGAAAGAGAAGGCCAAGUCGGAGAAGCGCAUCCGCGAGACGAUGGAACGCGCGGAGGCGAUACAGCGCUUCCGCAAGCGGAACGAGGACAAGCGGAUGUUCAAGGCUGCGCUGACGAGCGCGCGCGAGGCGGAGAUCGCGCAGAGCGCGAGACUGCUGACGGAGCAAAAGGCGGAGGCGCGUCGCCUCCGCGACGAGACGCGACGCGCGCACGACAACGCGAAGCGAGAGAUGAUGAUGCGCGCGAAGGAGGAGCGCGAGGCGAACGAGAAGCACCUCAAGGAGCGCGCGCGAGUGGAGCGGCUCGCGAACGCGUCGUCGAAAGCGCUCGUGAAGCACGCGCAUUUCGAGCGCAAGGCGAAAAAGGAAGCGACCGCUCGUCGACUCGAGACGAAGACGAGGGAGGAUUACGAGCGACGGCUGAUGGAUCAGCACGCGCGUCAGAGAGAGAAAGAGGACGCGAUCGCGAAGAUGGCGGAGAGAGAGCUCGCGCUCAUCGAGGAGCUGCGCGCGAAGCGCGAGGAGCAGUACGCCGCGGAAGAAGCGCUCGAGCUCGAGGCGAGCGCGUCGACGUCGGCGGAUGCGUUUUCCCCGGGCGUCAGCGUGUGCGUCGUGCGAAGCUUCACCCCCGGGAGCACGCCGAAGCGCGCGGCGACGCCGGGCGCGUUCUCGCGACGCGGCGGCGGCGGCGCGUGCGCCGUGGAGAUGUCGUCGCCCCGCGGCGGCAGAGCGAUCAACGACGUCUCCGUGGAGCUAGAGAAGGAAGGACCGCGCGGCGGCGGCGGCGACGCGUUCGACCUCCGCGGCGCGUUCGGCGCGGGAGACGGAGGCGGAAAAGCCGCCGCGAACGCGACGCGGGUGCGGUCCAUCUGCGCGUCGCUCGGGCACGACCUGGACGUCGUCGCGCUGUCCGAGGCGAUGCGCGCGAUGGACCCGGACGACACCGGCGUCGUGGAGUACCCCGCGUUCGCGCGGUGGUGGAACGCGGACGUCGAGACGCGCGGAGGAGGAGAAGACGGCGCGAGCGCGUGA
Molecule: messenger RNA, 1743 nt
Organism: Micromonas pusilla CCMP1545
Lineage: Eukaryota; Viridiplantae; Chlorophyta; Mamiellophyceae; Mamiellales; Mamiellaceae
Exons: 2
Coding region: 1-1743 (580 amino acids)
Source: RefSeq, a predicted model, not a curated record